Messenger RNA from Parasteatoda tepidariorum (common house spider), 5079 nucleotides. Its product is annotated as RNA-binding protein Musashi homolog Rbp6. Gene Ontology annotation, molecular function: mRNA binding. The record is from RefSeq and is a predicted model, not a curated record. NCBI's taxonomy places the organism in Eukaryota, Metazoa, Arthropoda, Arachnida, Araneae, Theridiidae. Gene Ontology annotation, cellular component: cytoplasm. Gene Ontology annotation, biological process: regulation of translation.
UGCUCUCCGCUCCGAUCGUCGUAGGUGUAGUGUGUCAAAGAGGCCAAGUGGUAGAGGGGGUUUUAGAUCGAGCAGAUUCACCCUUCUUAGUUUAGUUAGGCCGUAGUUUUUUCGGGACAAAAAACACCAACCACAACACAAGUGUCCGAACUGUAGUGGAAAAAGUGUGUGUGUCUCUGAACGCGUUUAUUAUAUACAAUUAACAAAAAAAUAAUAACAAUUACAAAUCAUAAAGAAAAGAAAAAAUUAAAAAAACAGCGCUUUUUGCUCGAUCUGUUUGUUGUUAUAUUAUAAAUCUAUUUCCAAGUAUAUAUAUUUACAAAGAUAUAUAUAUUUAAUUAUAUACAUAUACACAGUAUAUAUUAACAAUUUGCCGGCUAUAAUUAUUACAAGAAUAGUGGAUCUUAAUGAUGGAGAAUGAUGCUCACCAAAAUUGUUCCGGUGGCCAAGGCCAGAACGAUGCAGCCCACGACCCGGGAAAAAUGUUUGUCGGGGGCUUGAGCUGGCAAACAGCACCUGAGGGACUGAGAGAAUAUUUUAGUAAAUUUGGUGAGAUCACCGAAGUCAUGGUCAUGAAAGAUCCCACAACUAGAAGAUCACGAGGCUUUGGCUUCGUGACCUUUGCUGACCCAAGUAGUGUAGAUAAAGUCUUAGCUAGCGGUACUCAUGAACUAGAUGGUAAAAAGAUCGACCCCAAAGUUGCCUUUCCAAAACGGGCACACCCAAAGAUGGUAACCAGGACCAAGAAAGUGUUUGUAGGAGGGCUUUCAGCGCCGACAACUUUAGAAGAUGUCAAAAAUUACUUCCAACAAUUCGGUAGAAUAGAAGACGCGAUGUUGAUGUUUGAUAAGCAGACCAACAGACAUAGGGGAUUCGGAUUUGUAACUUUUGAAAAUGAAGAUGUCGUUGACAAAGUUUGCGAAAUACAUUUUCAUGAAAUCAAUAACAAAAUGGUGGAAUGCAAGAAGGCCCAGCCCAAGGAGGUGAUGAUGCCCAGUAAUGUUGCGCGCGGAAGGGGAGCAGGUAGGGCUACGUACGACAUUGUUUGGCCUCUGGGAGCUCUCACUGAUGGUAAUGAUGGGAUGUUAUGCGUCCCUCUUACUACAGCUUCUCGAACUGCUGGCUUUGCAGCCUACAGUUACGGUCGCGGAGGAUUUCCAGGGUAUCCAAGCUUCAGCUAUCCUUUCGCAGUGGAGCUGAAUGGUCAGCAGACGUCACCCCCACUACUAACUCAAGCUCUUUCAGGUAACAUUGUAAUUAACAAUUACGGGCCUCAGAGUUUUGCGCAACCUACAUCUCCUGCUAACAGUCGUGGCUUUCCAGCUACCAAUAGUCCUGGACCCAUCGACCUCUACACUUCUGGUCAAGAUAGUGUUGGCUAUGUGCAGGCCACCAGCCCCCAACCCACGGGCUUCCCACCUAUUGCUGUAAGUAGGAUCGGAAUGCGCUUUCACUCAGGUAUGGAGGAAGAGGAUAAACGAACUGUGUAUGGACCGCCUUGCGUUCUGCAACAAGUGGCACCAGUUCUCGCUUCCCUUUCCUUGGAUUUGGUGCCCGAAAGAGCGCACUUAAUUUGUGGUUGAAUUCUUCUUCUAACUCCUCCACCAAAGCAUUCAACAAACACUGUUAUAAUUAAUUAAUUAUUAUUAUUAUUAUCAAUUUCUCUACUUACAAACCGGAAGACAUUCAUGUGUACGGAUAACAAAAAAAAAACACAGAUUUCGUUGGGUUUUUUUUUUCUUCUCUUUUUUGCUUUUGUUUUUUUUUUGUGUGUAUUUUAUAUUGAGUUGUUUUUUCAAGUGGACAAUAUAUAAAGGAAAAAAGAGCUGCUAAAUGACUUAUUAGGGGAAUCUUUUAUUUUUUACCUUUCCCCAACUGGCAACACUUAUGAACAGACGAGAAAAAUGCAGCUCGUUUUAUUUUCUCCUCCCAACUACGUUCUUUACUAUAUUGUGUGCUUGUAUGCUUCUAAUUCAACUUACAUAAAUAUAUAUAUAUUGACAUUAUAUAUACACCUUGACAAACUGCGGCAUUUAACCUACCAAGAAUCGCAAUUCUCUAUAUUAUAUGAAUAGCUUGACGUUGUAAUUGUUAAUCGUAAUGUAUUUCUGAUUCCGCUUUUGGUUCAAUGUGAUGAUAUAUUUAAACUUUUGACUGUUGAUUCUCGGCUAUCAUUGUGUUUUCACUGCUAAAACCUUAAACGGACCCUCACCGACAUCUACGCUUUCAUUUUCAAAGAAAAAUUCCGAAAAGGAUUUAAGAAAAAAAAAACCAGAGGCCUUUCAGCGUUGCUCUUAACAACAACGAAUUCCAACAGCACUUAAUUAAAAUGAUUCUGCAACACGCUAGCACCUACAUAGUCAAGCAUAUUUCAGUUCUCAAUGCACUUUACUUACUAUCUUUCUAAGCAAUACAGCAAUGUUCAACUAUAUUAUACAAUUUUGCUGAUGUAUAGCCAAACAUUUAGUCAAGCACUUUUGUUGUGAUUUGUUUGUUGUACUCUUCCGAUUGCAGCCCACGUUAUUUUGUAUAAAAGGAGUCAAAAGCUGUAACGUUAGUUUUUAUUAGAGAGAUUUAGCGCAUUCAUCUAGCAUUCCGCACAUUUACGUACGUACAGUGCAGUUACUGCAGAACAACCUCGGUUUUCUGUAGAGCUUGCACAGAAUAUACGUAUUACGAGAUGCUCCAUGGAUAUGCUAAAUCUCUCUAUUAUUAUUUUUUACAGAAUUUUGCAUAUUAAAAAGUGGUAUGUUUUCACUUGGGCAAAAAAAAAUUAUUAUAUAUGACAUUUGUUAAAUGUUCUGAAACUUGUCAUUUAAAAAAUCUAGCUUUAAUCUUUUUAAAUUACAUAUAAUUUUAAUAUUAUUAAUUCAUUUUGAACAAAUUGUAAUAAACUGCUACUGCUAUGGAUAAAAUAAAUAUAUGCAUCCAGGCUGUGUUUCCCAGUGUGGAAACAAGCCUUAUUUGCUGCUAGAAUUAAAAGUACCCAAUAUAAUACAGUAUAACUGUUCUUUAAAACUUUGUACCAAACUUUUGUUACCUAAUUCAAUAUUAUGAUAAAUUAUAUUAAAAAAAUAAAUCUUAUUUUUAAUAAUCAGCCUCCAUGAUACAAAAAAAUAAUUUUUUAAGUGGCCUACUAAUUAUUUUAAUAAAAUUUGGAAAAAAAUACUAUUUAUUGAUAAACUAUUUAUGUUAUUCACAUUCAUCAUUAUAGUUUCAUUUGACUAAAAAUUAUUAAUUUUAUACCAAAGAUUUAUUGUUAUUUGUGAUGCUUGCAUUUUUACAGGUUUUCUAUUUUUAAAGAUUUAUACCAGACAAGUUUUGUUGUCAUUAACAGAAGUUAUUUUGAUUUUAACAAAUUUUUGUAUUAAUAUAAGUAUUUUCUCUAUAUAUCUUUAAAAAGGAGUCGUAUUUAUUUUAAUUUUAUGUUACCAUUAAAUUUUAUUUGGUUUUAAAAAUAAUUUCGUUUAAUUUUUUUUCUUCAUAUAUUGCAUACAUAAAGUUUCAAAGCAUACUUAUUUUAAUUUUCAAAUUAAAUUUUUUGCUUCUAUUUUUUUUAAUAUUAAAUUUUUUGGGCAACUACAUUGUUUAUUUGUUAACAAGAAAUGCUUUGCUAUCAUAACUAUUCUAUUUUAACACAAAUAUAGUGUUUAUAUGUUUUUAUUAUCUUUUAUUGCAUCCCCAUUUUAUUUUUACCCAAAUGCAUUUCUUAUUUUAGUUAAUUUAAUUUUUUAACACAAAUGCAAUGUGCAUUCCUUGCUUUAUUUCCAUUGCUAUUCUAUUUCUAACAUAAAUCUAAUAUGCAUUUUUUAUUAUUAGUUUUAACACCAUUGGUAGAUUUUUAACACAAAUACAAUAUGCAUUUCUUACUAUAGGCUUAGGCUCCAUCGCUAUUCUUUUUUUAACACAAAUGCAAAAUGCUUUUUCUGUUUUAUUUACAUCGCUAUUGUUUUUUUAACACAAAUCGAAUAUGCAUUUCUCAUUAUAAGCCUUAGUUCCAUCGCUACUUUUUUAACACGGAUAUAUUAUGCAUUUCUUAUCAUGAAUUUUGAUAACCAUAGCUAUUUUUUAAUGUAAAUCUGAUAUGCAUUUCUUAUUAUAAGCUUUAAAUCCAUCGUUAUUCUUUUUUUUAACGCAAAUGCAAUAUUAAAAGCUUUUUUUAUGGAUUUUUUUAUUGAAAGCUUUUUUUAAGGCUAUUAUUUUUUAAUAUAAGUACAAUAUGCACUUCAUAUUACAAGCUUUAACUUCAACGCUUCUUUUUGUUUGAUAUCAAUAAUUCUUUAUUAAAUAAUGCAGUUUAACAAUAACAGUACCUAAAAACCAAACAAGUGACCUAAAACCAUUCAAAGAUAUUUUGAGAACUAUUGGAGAUUGACGUAUUUAUUAAUUUGAUACAAGCCUUUAUCAUAUAAGAAAUAAAUUUAUGAUUACAAUUUCUGACUUUUGUUAAUCAUUUCUACAAAAUGAAAUCUGGGCUUCCUAAAAUAUAUUUAAAAUCAGUGCAAAUCAACUGUCCUCUUAACGGGAAACAACUUCUAAUUGGAAUUAAGUGUAAAUGUACUUUUUUACAAUUCUACUUUAAUAAAUUGUUUAGAUUAAAUAUAUUUACAUCAUUAUUAUUGGUAAAGUAAAAUGUAAUUAUAUAUUGAGUUUUAUUAUCUUAAAUAUCAUUCUCAUUGUUUUUUUGUUUACAUUGACAAUUUUAACUUAAAAAUGGGCUGCUUUAUGGUUCGAAUUGCUAUUAAGUGUCUUUGUAAAACGUGUCUAUUUCACUACAACUGUUAAUUAUAAUUAUACUAUAAAAUAAGCAGAUGAAUUAUAUUUAUGAAUAUUUUUUGCUACCUGCUACUGUGAUUUUAUUGGUGAUAUAGACUUUAUAUUUGCAUCAAGUAAAUCUAGUAUUUAUAAUAAAUUCUUUUGCAUAAAAUGUAUUUAUUUGUUUGAUUUCCAUUAGCCUCAGCACGAAAUGUUAUAGCAAUACCAAUGCACAAGCUCUAGUUCAAAUGAGGAACUGCUUUUAUCUAUGUUUCAUUGCAUGAUCUCUAAACUCCUUUGAAAAAUAUGUUUUUAGUUUGUUUU